Echinostoma caproni is the source of this 1083-nucleotide messenger RNA. The record is from the annotation of a GenBank genome assembly. NCBI's taxonomy places the organism in Eukaryota, Metazoa, Platyhelminthes, Trematoda, Plagiorchiida, Echinostomatidae.
AUGUUUUUCCAAAAGUUCACAUGCUCAUCCCGUUUUAUGCAGAUUGCCAUGCUAUUGGUAUGUCUACUGCUGCUAUACUUUGGUCAGCGAUGGUGGAUCCAAACAAGUCAACGCUGUGUCGGACUUUCAGCUGCCCCGUUUAUUGUUUUACCCAACAAGAAUCCUCGAAAUAUACCUGAACUACCCAACUUAUCCCUAUUGAAGUGGCCAAAACCUUACGUGGCUUCUUAUCCCGCCGGAAGCCAGGGUCCAAAUGGUCGAACUCGACCCUUGCCCGGUCCAUUAGAGCCGGUGAUGAGUAUGGGUCAACGUGCUCUGUUCAAAAAGCUUCUUCGAUUAUUCUCCGACAUGAUGUUUGCAAAUGGAAUGGGUGAUGGUUUCUUUUUGGCCGGUGGAACUCUGGUAGGAACCUUCAUGUUUCAUGACUUAGUUCCUUGGGAUGAUGAUAUGGAUGUUUUUGUGGAUAUUCGACUGCGAAGCAAAGUUCAAUCGCUACUGAAAAGGUUACCGAAACCCUACAAAUGGUAUGCUCAAAAACAACGUGAUAAGCUUUUCACAACAUUGCUUCCCAAAGGAAAAAACCAUCUGGAUCUAGAACUCAGUCGACAUUCUUCGCCUUAUCCUUGGGGGUGGCCGUUUUUGGAUAUCUGUUAUUUCCAGACAAAUAGAACACAUUUCUGGGAAGUGAAUUUGAAAGAAUUAUGGAAUCCUGUUUUCAUACCACGUUCAGUCAUAUUUCCGACAUAUUUUCGUCCUUUGGGCGAGGAAUGGUAUCCUGCUCCAAGAGAUACAGAUCGAUAUCUGAGACUCUGGUAUAGACGAAAAGCCGGUUGCUUUAAUAACGGUUAUUCUCACGUUUUGGAAGGGCGCUUCAAAAGCAAGGAAUUGCCAUGCCAAAUGCUACUCCAUCGAUAUGCUCAGGUGAAGAGAAAAUUAAUAAGAAGAGAAACCCAGGUUUACAACACGAACAUGCAAUUGAAUUUCACAGUUACAGAAGAAAGUCUCAUUAUGUAUUCUGAUUUUGGCACAGUCUCUUUUCAUGAAUUAUGCCUUCCGGUGAUAAAUGAACGAACAACAAAAUAG